Messenger RNA from Bactrocera latifrons, 912 nucleotides. RefSeq lists its product as uncharacterized. The record is from RefSeq and is a predicted model, not a curated record. Lineage: Eukaryota; Metazoa; Arthropoda; Insecta; Diptera; Tephritidae.
AGCGCUUUGAAGCCCAAGCAAGUGAUUGUCUUUGAAGACUUAGUGGCCGCCGGUUAUGAGGUGGUGCGCGAUCGAGCUCUUACCAUGAACGAAGUGAAAGCGGCCUAUUCUACGUUAGCCAAGUGGCAUGCCAUCAGCUACAAAAUMAAUCUAGAGGAACCACAGUUUUUUGACGAAUUUCAGCAGGGAUUAUUGAGUACGUCGAGCAUAGAAGAACAGCCAUUUAUGACAACUGGUAUAGAAAAUUUCAUAGAUCUACUGAGAAAAACGCCUUCUUUACAGGCUUAUUUACCAUAUUUUGAGAAAUUGAAGCCCAAACUCUUAGAAAGUUGUCGUCAAAGUUAUGCCGAGUACCGUGAGUCGCCGAAAGAGGGUGCAUGCUAUGUUCUCUGUCAUGGUGAUUUUCAUGACAAAAACUUGAUGUUUAAACAUCACAAGGAAAGCGAUGACAUGGUCAAUGUUAUGCUGUUAGACUUCCAAAUUUGCUACGUGGGUCCGAAUGUGAAUGAUUUGAUAUAUUCCAUCUAUUGUAUGUUGGAUGAGAAGUUACGAUUAGAUUUUCCAGCACUGCUGUACUAUUACUACACCGUUUUCAAAGACACUCUAGCCAAUAUCGGUUUUAAGGGUACUUCACCGUCACUUUUGCAGAURAGGCAAGAACAUAUGCGUCAUAAAGACUUGGAACUGUUUCUCUUGGUGACAUUUUUGCCCAUGUGGUACGCGCUCAAAGCGAAGGGGAACGUGGAAAGUAUGAUGACAUCCGACGAAUAUCGUCGCUCUAUGUACGAUUCAGUGGAAUAUAUAAAGUAUGUGGAGCAUAUUUUACCUCAGUACUUGCAUCUAGGCUAUUUGGAGGAUUAAUUGUACAUUAACAAUAAAAAAAACAAUAAAAAAGAACAAAUUUUUGUGAAA